AUGUUUGAUCAUAUGGCUACAUUGCAGCAACCUACCUGGAUCGAACUUGCUGUUCCAUCCGACCUCAAUCUGGUAAUCGCGCUCUGCGUACUCUCUUUAAUACCAUGGCCCGGACCAAGUGUGUUCAAAAUCUCAUGCCCAAGAGAUAACGCUCGACUUGUCAGAAAAAUUGUUCAGAAUAAAUGGAUACCUAUAUUAGACAAAUACCAGGUGAAAUUUCCACUGGAAUGUCCAUUUCACCCAAUGAGGGACAUUUUUGGUCCCCAGCAAGCGGCCAAACAACAGCACAGGCCUUCCCAAUGGACGUGCGGAUUUUGCGGAAAAAGCUUUUUCGAAGAACGGCAUUUGGAUUUGCAUUUUGACAACAGACAUAAGAAUGAAAUCAAUGUGGCAGAAGACGCCGUAUGCCUCGCCGAUUAUUGCGCGAUGAUGCGUUGCGAAGUGCUGGUAGCCCGCGACGCGUUAGGCGGCCCGUCGUCCGGUCAACGUGCUACGACGGACAUAGAAAUCUGGCGAGACGCGGGGCCUCGAGGAUCCUCGCGACCUUCGGCUACGGCACUCACCGCAACCGGGCCACGAGCACUUGCUAGGCUACCGCAUGGUGCAAAGGCUAAUGGAAGAAAUGGGCGGUACAAAAACGGGUUGCCGGGUCGAGUGGCUGUUAAAAGAUGUGAUAGAGACGAAGCGCCGGUCGCUGAAGAUGUCGAUAAUGACGACGGAGAGGUAGAAGACAUAGAAGAUAAUGGUGAUUCCAAUACCACGGCCGCUUGCGAUGAACACCUUGUGGACUCGGCGUUACCAGCUGUAGAUGGAUCAACAAAUGACGAAUUUCAACGUCUUAAGGCUGACUGUAAACCUGAUGAUCUGGCAAGGCUCAAGCUGCGAUGUGAGAUUCUUGUCAGAGAUUGUAUUGCUGGUUUGUUGGUGCAUCUAUCUGUUCAAGACUUCACAGAUAUGGAAGAGGAAUUAAAUCACGCUGUUUGUUGGUAUUUGAGUUGUGACCGCUAUUGGGAAGAAGGAAAUCCCGAACCAAGACCUUUUCCAUGGGGUUUGUUAUUUGUCAUGGUAAUGGUAUUGUCACUAGGAAUAUGCCUAUGCUACUACAUUAUCUGGGUGCUAUUUGAUCAUGACGACCGAAGCGUGGCAAGUACGAGUGCAACGGCUACCGCCCAUUCCUCGCCCUCGCACAGCGCCGCGGGACGAGCUCUUCCCGGCGAAGGCGACGGUUACGGGCAACGCGCGUUGGUCGCCCGAGACCCGUCUCUCGGGGCAGACCCAGGCGCUGCGGACAUGGGCCAGAGUGAACACUACAUCUACGUCACGUAUCCUCCCGACUUGAAAAGGCGGCUGCUGGAAAGCUGCUAUAAUAGAACAACCCGGCUGUGAACCACAACGAAGGCAACAAAUCUUCCUUUUAGGAAAGAAAACAGAUAUUGUAACGGGUUCAAUAAAUUGUAGUUAUUACAUAUUAGCUUUU
Molecule: messenger RNA, 1477 nt
Organism: Ctenocephalides felis (cat flea)
Lineage: Eukaryota; Metazoa; Arthropoda; Insecta; Siphonaptera; Pulicidae
Exons: 10
Coding region: 1-1386 (461 amino acids)
Source: RefSeq, a predicted model, not a curated record